Messenger RNA from Selaginella moellendorffii, 1503 nucleotides. RefSeq names its product ABC transporter G family member 38-like. Gene Ontology annotation, molecular function: ABC-type transporter activity. Gene Ontology annotation, cellular component: membrane. Lineage: Eukaryota; Viridiplantae; Streptophyta; Lycopodiopsida; Selaginellales; Selaginellaceae. The transcript is spliced from 8 exons. The coding region runs from base 37 to 1503 and encodes 488 amino acids. The record is from RefSeq and is a predicted model, not a curated record.
AGAGCACUCUCCUCAAGACAGUGGUGAUAACAGGUGAUGGGAGGAAAGCUACGUCCUAACAGACGACUCAGGCUGGAGGGCGUUGUGCUUUACAACAACGACCCUUUGUCGCCCAGACUUGCUAUAAAGCGGCCCAUCGCUUAUGUGACUCAACACGACAACGUGCAUUUGCCGUUUUUCACAGUCCGAGAAACUAUCGAGUUUGUUCAACGGUGUGCUCUAUGGCAGCGUUGUAUGCCACAGUCCGAUGCUGUACAGGGCCGGGACUCGUACGUGGACUACAUCCUACACAUGUUUGGUCUCAAAAAGAUUGAAAACGAACGGGUUGGGACUCUUGCUGAUGGCAUCAAGGAUAGCGACCGAAACAGACUGGCAACUGCGGAGAUUGCUAUGGGUACAUACUCUGUGUUGCUGUAUGAUCAGACAAGUUCUGGACAGGACUCGCUUAUCACGUAUGACUUGCUUCAAAUGCUGCAAAGCGUGGUUCACGUACAGCAUUGUGCUGCCGUCAUAUCGCUGGUUCAGAUUUCACCGGAAUCCUUCGAUCUUUUCGACCGUGUUAUCCUUCUCAGCGAGGGUGAGGUUCUCUAUCAAGGCCCGCGUGAAUGCGUCGAGAGCUACUUCUUAAAGCUUGGGUUCAAGAAGCCCGCUCACGUAGACUCUGGAACAUUUUUACAGGAUAUUGCAGCUGGCGAGGGUGGACAGUAUUCACAGCAGCCUUCAUCGCUUAGUAUUGAGGAGCUUAUAAAGUUCUAUAAAGGAUCGGACUACUAUAAAGACGUUUUUCGGCUUGUUUCAACUGAAAAGGCGACUCAAGCAACCUUAUUCAGAACUUCUAGCAUUCGUGCUUCGCUGCAAGGGAAUGAUGUGUUGGUGACGGAAGCUCCGAGUGUAGAAAGUUGUGCUUGCGUUCGUGUUGGCGACAAGGUGACAGGAGUUUGCGUGCGUAGUGAAGAAUUUCAAUAUGUUGAGAGCUCGGAUUCAGCUUCGAAAGUAUCCAACAUGUUGAAGGCAUCGUAUAGCUCCAUCCUUUUACAGUUGGAGCGAAAUCUCGAUGAGGGAGGCAAUGCUAUGUAUUAUCAAAGACACUUCGGAUGGCAACAAUUUUGUUCGUGGUGGUUGUCGACCUGGUGUUUGAUCCGGCGUCAAACAAUAUUUGUAAUGCGACUUAAGGGAUUAGCUAUUGUACGACUUCUCCAGAUUCUUUUAGUCGGCUUGUUCACUGGCUCCUUGUUCUAUCAUAAAGGAGGCAGACUUGAUCAAUACGAAAUGAAUUCUAUGAGAACGAUUGGAUUUAUAUCUAUGAUGACUUUGAUGUUAAUUAACAUCGUCCAGCUUCCGGUCCAUAUGGUGUUUCAUCGACCCGUUUUCUACAAGCAGCAAGGUCAACACUUAUUUCCUGUUUCUUCGUAUGUAGUAGCACAUGCCAUUUUGAACAUUCCUCAAUCAGUUACAGAGCUUCGCUGUCUAAAGAGAAGGCAGCACAUUAUGUUCAGUACUUAG